This is a messenger RNA of Podarcis muralis (Common wall lizard), 3774 nucleotides long. NCBI's taxonomy places the organism in Eukaryota, Metazoa, Chordata, Lepidosauria, Squamata, Lacertidae. The record is from RefSeq and is a predicted model, not a curated record.
CACAAUGGCUGACAACACAAGUAAACUCACCAAGCAUGUGAACAAAACACCUCCAAGGUCUCCUGCAGAUUCCGCAAAAGAAACAGCCAAAAGGUUAUCCUGCGACUCAAACAGCUCCCACGACGGGGCCAGUGGGCCAGAGCUAAGUGCUCUUGAAGAGGCUUUCAGAAAAUUUGCUAUCCACGGGGAUACGAGAGCCACGGGGAAAGAGAUGCAUGGGAAAAACUGGUCCAAGUUGUGUAAGGAUUGCCACGUGAUUGAUAGCAAGAACGUGACUCUCACCGAUGUUGACAUCGUCUUCAGCAAGAUCAAGGGGAAAUCCAGGACAAUUACUUUUGAGCAGUUCAAGGAAGCACUUCAGGAGCUGUCCAAGAAGCGUUUCAAAGACAAGAGCAACGAGGAAGCAGUGCAAGAAAUGCACAAGCUCAUCGAAGGGAAGGCCCCCGUCAUAGCUGGAGUCACGAAAGCCAUUUCAUCUCCGACUGUCUCACGGCUUACAGACACAACACGUUUCACUGGUUCCCAUAAAGAGAGAUUUGAUCCCACUGGGAAAGGCAAAGGCAAAGCAGGACGUGAAGAUCUGGUGGAUACGUCUGGCUAUGUAUCCGGGUAUAAGCAUGCUGGCACGUACGAUCAGAAAGUGCAAGGAAGCAAGUAAGCCCGAAGGUUCACCUGUGAGGGGUGAGCAAGACGAGCCUCACCUGUUGCUGUAAAUGCCAAAAAGACUAUGUUGGAAAGCUGUCUUGUAGGACCCACUUUUGACAUCGACUGAGACUCUUGCAGUGAAGCACCACUUCAUUACAUUCCUCAUGCUUUAUGGCAGUGAAAAGGAAGCAGCAGAGCAGUCUGAUCAAGAAACCACACCAAGGGCUCUCUCACCACACCUCGUCUGUACUGGUAGCAGGUCGCAAACAUUCCUAUAUGCCUAAUUCUCUGUCUUGUUCUGCUGUCUUUUUUCUACAGUGGAGGCUACACGUGCUAGUAGCUUUGCUAAAAAGAAUCCAGUUGCUCAAUUUGAUUAUUUAUUAUUGAACAAUGUCUUAAUAUGGAACAGAUGCACCUCAAACGUAAGAAUUCAGCCUUUAACUGAAGGGAAUUAAAUGGCUAUUGACUUUUAUUUUAUUUUUGAAAAGGUGCUAUCCUGUAAAAGCCAAUACAUUUAUUUCAACCAUUUGCGAACAAGAGCAGAAACAAUAAUUUAAAGCAACUUUCCCCCUCCAUUAGUAGAAAACUGAGACCCCACUUGUCCCUGUUCUCAAAGAAAAGGGAAAUUGCAGCUCUCUCUCCUGGCCUCCGCAAAUUUUCUUUAAAGAAAAAAAAACAAAAACAGAAACCAAAACACUAUGUGUCAUUGAAGUUAUGUAUUACUAUUUCUUUAAGAUUGCAACAUACGUGAAAUAUGGCAGUUCAAACCCCCACCCAAAUAUAUAUUUGAAAUACUACCAGUUGAAAUUAUCUACUUUGUCUGGAUCAUUACCUUAAACAACAUUUUGAUUCAUUAUGUUGGUUAAAUAGUUCCAAAGUAAAGGAAAUUUGUUGUUUUCUUGUUCACUCAGUGUAAAGCAGACAUAAUUUAAUUGUCAGAUUGUUUGCUGAUGGAAAACAAAGGUAGAAAAUAUUAAAUACAGAUUCAUUGUUUUACAAAUGAUGUCAUCAACCAUCAUGUUCCAGUGAGCCAGAGUCUAAAUAGUGCUGAAAUGUUGCUUCUUUUAAGGGAGAAAAGGGAUAUAAUUAACACAUUUCCUGAAAAAGGACAACAUACGUAAUGUAUUUAUUUAUUUGAAAGAUUUCUAUGCGUGUAUGCUGAAGAGUAACUGUCUAGUCAAUGAGGUGAAUUUUAUGUGUCCUGUCUUUAUUAUUGAGUAAAUACCACACUGUGUUGAACUUACACUCCAGUAAAAUAAUAGCUGUAAUCUUGGAGGUUUGCCAGCAGUUGAGUCCUCAGCCUUGUUUUCUGUGGAAUACAGGUCAGCUGUAUCUCCUCUGUGGAAGAAUAGAGAUUGAUCAACUUUACUGCCAUUCUUAAUAGCUGUCUCUUUGACAGGCUCAGUAAACGCUGAAGAGUUGGCUGCACUGAUUUGCUUACAGUAAUUCUGACUGUUCCUUCACACAGGCCAGCACCUUGAAGUUGGCCCUUGUCCGAGCACUGGCCAUCUGUCAUUUGCAGUUCUCUUUAUCCUCGUUGUUAAGGAAGGUAUUUAUUGUGACUUACAACCAUGCAUUCUUCAGCAUGCACUACAAGCAUGAAUCCAAAAUAAUAAUAAUAGUGUUGUUAAGCACUGCCGUUGUAUGCCUGGAACCUUCGUUUUUUGACAUGUUGAAAUGUCAGGUUUGGGAAGAAGGAAGUCUGUAGAAUUUUCGGCAUGUUUUUGCAGAAUGGUGGUUUUGGUGGUUGCCAGAAAGGGUCUGUGAGUGUGCCAGGCCUGUUGGUAUUGAAAUAGUGAUAGUUGGUAUCAGUUAUAUAUCCAUUUGCUUUCUGGAGACAAGCUCAGUGUCUAGAGUGUUGAUAAUAGGGCUGUUUGCUUUGAUGGAACAAUGAGCACUGAAUACUUUAAUUCAGACCCUCUGGAACCCAUUUGUCAAGCUUAAAGCGAAGCUAGGCUUAUGGGGAACCCCAUGUUAUUACACGGAACUUCAUUACAUAAGUAGAAUAUUCAGAACAAAUCCAGCUACGUCCUCCAGUGGCAGCUAAUUAACACAGUGGAUGUGAAAGACUCCAUUGCUGUAAUAUGAGCAGAUAAGCACACCAGGAAGAUACCUGAUUUGUUGAUCCAGUCUAGCAUGUCUCUUGCGUAUUUUGCUUUUCGGGAAACAUUUUUUGUCCGAAAACCUAGCAGCUAUUUGCUCACAUGAAUUGGCCAUGAACACUGAUUACUCAUUGUAAGGAGGAGCUUAAGGUAACAAUAAUGCCACCAUGUCUGGGCAAAUAGUAGUUUUGCUUUUGAUAGAAACUUCCUUUAGCACUAAAGUCUACUGCAGAACUCUCAUCAAAAGAUUUUAGAGCAGGCAUUACAUAUCAGGUGGCCUUCUAGAGGCAGGGAAAGCUACUUUUAAAAUGAGUGAUCCAUGUUCAUUUUUCAUUUAUUUUAACACAAAAAGACAAGAGAUGCUACCAUUGAAGCGUGGAUGUCUAAAAAGCAAGCAGUUUUGUGAAACAACGACAUGCUCUUCUGACAUCCCAGUUUCUCUUCUUUUCCCCAUCCCCAUUCCUUGUUCUGAAACUGUUGGCUUUUUCUAUCCCUUUUUCUACCACUGUGCCACUGAAGGAGGAGGCUGUGUCAGAAGAAGCAAGGCCUGGGUGUCCGUGCACCAGGCCGCAGUUUCCUCCAGUCUAGUCACCUAAUAACACAAUCCCAUUCAUGUCUACUCAAAAAUAAGUCCCACUGUGUUCUUUGGGGUUUGCUGCUGGGUGAACGUGCAUAGGAUUGCAACCUAAGUCGCUGUUUGCAUGCAACAGUGUACUUGGAAUAUUCUCACAUCAGCUGCUCUCAUCCCUGUAUAUUCCUUGUCAGUGACUUCUGCCCCCUUUAAGUAUUUAUUUAAGUGCAAAACAUACUGUAAACGUGCAGUGAUGCCGGCCUUCAUUAUCUCCUUUCCAUACAAUAGGUUAUCAUCAGGCCCUUUUUGAAUAAAUAGGGGGAAAUGUGAAAUAGUUCUCCAAAUGUGAAAAUGAUAGAGAUCCGUAUCUGUAGGGUUUUUUUUUAAAAAAAAGCUAUUUUACUACCACAAUGUGUUUACAAUUCUUUGCUGAUUGAAUAAAUCACAUUAAGCACA